Messenger RNA from Moneuplotes crassus, 2131 nucleotides. The record is from the annotation of a GenBank genome assembly. NCBI's taxonomy places the organism in Eukaryota, Ciliophora, Spirotrichea, Euplotida, Euplotidae.
AAUUACUUAAAAAUGGACGAAAAGCAUAUAGAAUUUCUGAUUUUUGCGUAUCUAGUCGAGAACGGCCAUUUUGAUGCCUCAAGUAAAUUUCUGGAGCGAAGAGAUUACGCUGAAGAGCUGAAGAGCCUUCCACCAGUUAAGAGAGAAGCAUUGAGCAUCUACCUGAAGCAGAGAUUACAAGGGGUUUCGCUUGAUAUUGACCAGAUUGGCCAAGAAAUUGACCGAGCAAUGCAUAGAUUAAGAACAGAUGAGUCUCAGAGCUUUGUACUUGAUAUGAUCAACCCUGAGACUCUUCAAAAGCACAUUGAGAGUAUUUCUAAGCUUCAGAAGUUGUCUGUUAGCGAGAAUUCGGAGUUAUCAACUGAUCUCCGUAAGAUAGCUAAGACUAUCAUCCUGUGUUCAAUCAUUGAGCUUAAGAGAAGUGGAGGACAUGAUUCUCAGAUUUUGGAAAUCUGACAGAAAUUUGAUGAAUAUCUUGACCAUGAAACUAAGAUGAGCAUUCAGAGUAUCGCCUCAGCUAGUAAGAAGGAAGAGGAAGAUGUGAAGCAAAAUGCUAAAACAAGAGAUCAUAUUUACAAGGAAGAGAGGCCUCAAGAAAUCCCACUUACUAGUUUUGAGAAGUAUGAGAAAAGACGAGAGGCCAACAAGAAAUGAUACCUCAGAUAUGAUUCUGAUAUCUCCCCAACUGUUUUAUGACAAACAGUAACUGAUCAUUCAGGUACUGGGGAUUCUAAAGUCACUUGUAUUACAUCAAGCUUUGACAACCAGUAUGUCAUUGCAGGAUUUGAUGAUGCGAAGGUUAUGAUUUUUCAGUAUGAAGGUAUUUUCCAUCCAGAUUUCCCAUAUCCAGGACCAAAAGAAAGGGAGGAUGGCCCAGACUCUGAACAAAAAGAAGAUACAGACCACCAAUACACUAAAUAAAUGCCUUUAUGACUACUUCGCUAAAAUUAACUGCAGACAUGAGGAAAUUAAAAUGCUCAAAGCUGAAGAAGAGAAGUUAAAGAAGGAAAUCCAUGACAUCAAGACUAACUUUAAGAAUGUCAGGAAGAUCAAAGGGCAACUUAUGAACUCCUCUGGCUUUCAGGAGACCGGAAUUUUCGAUGAUGAGAUCAAAACAGAAAAGCUUAAAGCUAAUCAUGUCAUCCAAAGAAGACUGAGAAAGGAGCUUGACCAGCUUUAUAGAAGCAAGAAGAUGUUUGAAGGCGUACAAGCUGAGUAUCUGACCCCUUAUAUGACGAAGAUCGAGUCUAAGACUCUUUUAGGCCACUCAGGACCUGUGUUUUGCGUUAGCAUCACUGAUGACAACAUCUAUUGAAUUAGUGCAGGCUAUGACAGAGAUAUUAGACUUUGGACUGUUAGAGGAGGGAUCGCAGUGGCUAAAUACAAAGCUCACCAAUCUUGUGUUCUUGACCUCAGCUUCGCCCAUUACAUGGACUCUACAUUAGGAGUCUACUUUUUAUCUUGUAGCACAGACACAACAGCUAAGAUGUGGAGUACAGAGACAACUGGGAGCUUGAGAGCUUUCCUCGGUCAUACAAAGGACGUUCAGAAAGUUAGAUUUCACCCAAACUUGAACUAUGCCAUUACUGGCUCUGAAGAUUGAACUAUUAGAGUCUGGAGUAUUCUGACAGCUGAAUGAGUUAGACAGAUUAGGCAUACUCCUUGAAACCUAAAAAUCUCUCAUAUUUUAUUUAGGAAUAAAGAUAGUCAGAUUAGGUCCCUUAUUGUCACUUCUUGUGGAGGAGAUAGUGCUUUGGAGUCAGAGCAAAACUCUGAAGUUUUUCCAAACAGUUAUGUGAUCGUAGGGACUGAAACAGGAAAGGUCGUAGUCUACAACAUUGAGAGAGAUACUCCAGUCACUAAAUUCUUUGUCUCUGAUGAAGAAAAUUCUGCAGUCUGGGAUCUAGCCAUGAGUCAUGAUAAUAAAAUUUUGUGUGUUAUACGGGAAGAUGACACACCUUUACUCUAUGAUUUCCAAGAGAUUGUUAAGGAGGGAAGUUUCAGAAAAAUGAAGACAAAAGAUGCUCUUGAGAACCCCUUUUUGCUGACCAUUGUUCCUCGAAAGACUCAGAAGUACCUGAGCUGUAGAUUUACUGAUAGGAACUUGCUAGUGUGUAAUUCAACACUUUAA